CCAUUAAUAGUACGAUCUAGAAGGGUGAGCGCCAUCUUGUUUUUGUCACUUCCCGUUCCCCAAAAAUUGGGGAAAGAAUUUUGCGUUCGUGCAAAUAAACGUGGAUCAAGAGUGAAACGGGCGACAGGGGAGAGUUGAGCUGAGGACAUUUGGUUCCCGUUUUUCGUGUUGCAGUUUAAGAGAUGACCUAGCACGGACAGAUCAGGCUUCCCACAAUGCCCCUGAUCAAGCGGAAUGUAGAUCCUGUGCACCUCUGCAGGGGGUCUCUACCUCAGGGCAUCAGUAAUGAACUUGAGUGUGUGACCAACAAUGCACUGUCUGGAAUCAUCCGCCAGCUCAGUAACCUGAGUAAGCAUGCAGAAGACAUGUUCGGGGAGCUGUUCAAGGAAGCCUCAGCCUUCCAGCACCGCUGUGUGACCUUACAGCAGCGCAUCGACAAGCUUAGGGUCAAGGUGACACAACUGGACUCUACAGUGGAAGAAGUGUCUCUACAAGACAUCAACAUGAGGAAGGCGUUCAAGACGUCCAUCGUCCCAGACCAGCAGGUCACGUCACGACAGUCAAUGCCGUCCGCCAUGCAGGAUACGUACAACCAGUGUGACAAGCCUCCUCCUCUCAACAUUCUCACACCUUACAGGGAUGAUGGGAAAGAGGGGCUGAAGUUCUACACUGAUCCAAACUUCUUCUUCGAGCUGUGGUGUAUGGAGAUGCAGAAGGAUGUCCAGGCCAUCAAAGACGCGCGGCGCAGGAAGCAGAAGCGUGAUCGAGGCCCACAGCGUACAAAGGACCGUAUCCGUAGUCCUGGCAACAGGCUGAAGGAGAUCCAGAAGCAGGCUAAAGGGAAGGAGUUUGCUGAGGCAGCAGAGACACCGGUAGUGAGGACAGCUGGGAACUACGACCAGAUCCAGAACUACAGACAGUCUGGUGCUCAACAGCAAUAUCAACAGCAGGCCAGGCCCAACCAGGGCUCCCCACCUCCCCCUUACACAGAACAUGAAGACCCGUACGCCUCCCGUAAUCGCUACCCAUCCGGCCACGCCCCCAGCAUCAGUCGUACCCCUUCCCAGCGCCCUGUACAGGCACCCCCACCCCCUCCCCAGCAGAAUGGUAUGCCACCCCCUGGGUCCCACCUUCCACCCCCUCCCCCACCGCCCGACUCUGCCGCGUACCGCAACAGGAUGACCAUUCCUGCAGGUGCACCUCCACCUCCCCCCACCCCAUCAGACGACCUACCUCCACCUCCCCCACCACCCCCCUCAGAUGGCCCCACAACCCCCUACUCACCCCCACCACCUCCGCCGCCUCCCCCAGACAUGGCGCAGCAAGCUGCCCCCAGUGGUGCUGCCCCUCCUCCACCCCCACCCCAGGCUAAUGGUGUACCUCCCCCACCACCACCACCUCCUCCUGGGGGCUCAGUGGCUCUCCCCUCCAGCACCCCCGGGACAGCCACGCCGUCGUCUGCAUCGAGCGAAGCCGGCGCGAGCCCGGCUGGGGCGGCUGCUGGGAAACCAGCGCAGAAGCCAGCCCCGCACCCAGUAGACGACGCCCGCAGUGACCUGUUGGCAGCCAUCCGGCAGGGUGAGUCAUGCUCCUUACAAAGGUUAACAAGAGGUAAACACAGCUAA
Branchiostoma floridae (Florida lancelet) is the source of this 1625-nucleotide messenger RNA. Its product is annotated as wiskott-Aldrich syndrome protein family member 3-like. Gene Ontology annotation, cellular component: cytoskeleton; SCAR complex. NCBI's taxonomy places the organism in Eukaryota, Metazoa, Chordata, Leptocardii, Amphioxiformes, Branchiostomatidae. The transcript is spliced from 7 exons. The record is from RefSeq and is a predicted model, not a curated record. Bases 216 to 1625 code for a protein of 469 amino acids. Gene Ontology annotation, molecular function: actin binding; Arp2/3 complex binding; protein kinase A regulatory subunit binding. Gene Ontology annotation, biological process: actin cytoskeleton organization; positive regulation of Arp2/3 complex-mediated actin nucleation.